Lytechinus variegatus (green sea urchin) is the source of this 2141-nucleotide messenger RNA. Its product is annotated as histone deacetylase 8-like. The coding region runs from base 130 to 1950 and encodes 606 amino acids. The record is from RefSeq and is a predicted model, not a curated record. NCBI's taxonomy places the organism in Eukaryota, Metazoa, Echinodermata, Echinoidea, Temnopleuroida, Toxopneustidae. Gene Ontology annotation, molecular function: histone deacetylase activity. The transcript has 11 exons.
AAAAAACUUCGUCCGCUGCAGUGUGCCGUGUGCCCAUAAAUAUUCAAAAUGUUGUAAAUGAUGUUAAUGGCAAACCACAACAACAUUGUGCAUCUUAUUUGAUGUUAAUGAGCAUCUGCCUGAAGAAACAUGAAUGAUGAAGGUCCAUCAGAUUCCGAGAACAGUUUUGAUGCAAGAAAUCAAGGUAACAAAAAUGGGUCCCCACCAAGAGUACAGACAGCAGGAAUCUUUGGGAAUGUGCAAAGGCUUCAUCCAACCCGUCCAUCUGAGAAUCUCCUAAGACUCCAGCCGGCGAGACUGUCAGAGAACACUCCUCGGCUUCAGUCAGCAAGAUCUUUGGAUAAUGCUCCAAGGUUCCAAGUAGCAAGAUCAUCAGAGAAUACUCCAAGGUUCCAAGGUGCAAGAUCAUCAGAGAAUGUCCCCCGGCCUCAAGCAGCAAAAUCUACAGAGAAUGCUCCUCGACCUCAAAUGUCAAGACCUUCAGAGAAUUUACAAAGGCCACAGACAAUUUGGCCUUCUGAGAAUGUUCCUAGACUUCAGUCAGUACAACCAACAGAGAAUGUUCAGAGACUGCAGCCAGUAAGGCCUUCAGAGAAUGUUCCUCCAGAAAUCAGUGUGUAUGACUGUAACAGUGAGGAAGAGGAUGAGGCUGUUCAACCCCCUCCUAGGAAGCGGGCAGCUCUUUCCCCUCUCAAGCCACUUAAUCCCACUGUUUCCAAGACUGUUGAGUCCAGUCAGCCCACCAAAGCCAAAGUCAAGUACAUGGGCUCUGUCAGUGGUCCCAGUGGACUGUCUGUAAGGCAAGACUCAAUUGCUGGGUCCAAAGACUCACCAGAACAAACAGAGAAUAAUGCCAUUUAUUAUGUAUUCAGUCAGAGACUCCUGCAGUUAUGUGAUCAGGUGCCAAAGAUACCUAAAAGGGCCAGUAUGGUACACACCUUGAUUGAAGCAUAUGAUCUACUAGAUCAUGUGACCCUGAUCACUCCGGAGUUUGCCACAAAAGACGAGCUGUUAGCCUUCCACUCUCAGGAGUAUAUUGAGUUCUUAGAGAGGGUCAACUUGGAGGAAGACUCAGAGAAAGAUGAGGAACUCAAACAACAGUUUGGCUUAGGUUAUGACUGCCCCAACCUGCCAUUAGUGUAUGACUUUGUGAGAUUGGUCGCGGGUGCAUCUCUCAGCUGUGCCAAAGCUUUAAUUCAACAGAAAUGUAGGAUUGCUAUCAAUUGGAAUGGAGGCUGGCACCAUGCAAGGAGAGAUGAAGCUGCUGGAUUCUGCUAUGUCAAUGAUAUUGUUCUUGCCAUCCUAAAACUCAAGGAGCAUUUCAACCGUGUUCUCUACAUUGAUUUGGAUCUACAUCAUGGUGAUGCUGUAGAUGAUGCGUUUAUCUUCACUCCCAAAGUGAUGACUGUCUCUCUUCACAAACACUCACCAGGGUUCUUUCCAGGUACUGGUAGUUUGAAUCGAGUAGGAGGGGGAAGGGGAAAGUUCUACACUGUCAGCGUUCCUCUCAAAGAUGGUAUCAAAGAUGAACAGUACUCUGAUCUCUUCACAAGGGUUAUGGAGCAAGUACGUGUGAAGUUCCAACCCAGCGUGGUAGUGGUCCAGUGUGGAGCAGAUACACUCUCAUCUGAUCCUAUGCAAUCCUUCAACCUUACCCCCCUAGGGGUGGGGCAGUGUGUGUCCAGGGUACUGUCAUGGAAACUACCAACUCUCCUAUUGGGUGGGGGAGGUUAUAACAUGGCUAAUACUGCUAGAUGCUGGUCCUAUCUAACAGGUCUGGUCUUAGGAAAGAAGUUACCAUCAGAAAUACCAGACCAUGAGUUUUUCUUGGAGUAUGGACCUGGUUAUCAGCUAGAGGUUUGUCCUGCUCACUAUACAAACUGCAACUCAGUGGAAUACAUGGAGACAAUUGCCAAGGCUAUUACAAAAAAUUUAGAGAAUGUGAGAUGAGUUCGUGGUGAAGCACCAAAUAACCAAAGAUGCUGUGGAAUGGAUGUGCUAUAGAGGAUUUCAGUAUGAAUAUACUGGGUAACUCGUGUAUGGUGGAUGAAUCAGUUUGCUGGAAAUAUGGCGUAUAUCAUGACAUGUACAACUGUGUAUGCUGAAUUGCAAAAUGAACCUGCUUUUAAUUUUAGGGCAUU